This is a messenger RNA of Solanum lycopersicum (tomato), 1276 nucleotides long. The record is from RefSeq and is a predicted model, not a curated record. NCBI's taxonomy places the organism in Eukaryota, Viridiplantae, Streptophyta, Magnoliopsida, Solanales, Solanaceae.
UUAAAUCUCCCUCCCUCUCUCACACACAUUGGACAAUAGACAUACAGCUGUCAAGAUGAAUAAUUAAACGUUUUUAUGUAAUUAAUCAAUUAAUUAGUGGAAGAUUGCUUUGUUGUUUCUCCAAGAAAAAGGUGUAAAAGAUGAUAUUCUAAUUAAGAUGUAAAAUAUCAUCUAUUGUUUCAUUCAAGUUCAACAUACACACCCUUUCUUUACUUCUCUAAUUUUCUCCAUAUUUUUUUUCGUCACAAAAACAAAAAGGAGAGGUGCAAAUCAUCAAUUGAUAACAAAAAUUAAAAACAAUCCAUCUUUCAAUGAAAGAAUUGCUUGGAUCUUAUCACACUUCAAAUUUCAGGAAUGGCAACAAGACUCUUAUAUGCCAAAAAUCCAAUAGCUAGUAAUUUCCCAAACAAUUCAUACAAAAUUGGCAAAAUUCAAAAUGGAUAGAAUUAUUGAAUUGAAGAGAAGUACAGAAUCCAUAAAGAGGACAAUGAUGAUGCAUGAGGAUAUUUUCAAACAACAGGUAAAAGAGCUCCACAAACUAUACCAUCUUCAAAGGAAACUGAUGCUGGAUGUGAAGAAUGAGAUGUCAAAGAUAGAGGAUGCAAGACACAAAUCCAUGAUCAACAACAUGUCUACUUGGCAUGAACCUAGAAGAGAAAUAGAGUUUAAUGGUGUUAAUGUUUAUGGUUUAGGAGAUGAUCAACAAAGAGAAACAAGUGGUAGUUGCUCAGGUGAGAACUCAAAAACAAUAUUAAUACCAAUUAGAGGAUUGAAUAUUGAAAUGGAAGAAAGAAGUUCAACUAGUAAUUAUGAGGAUGAGAAGAUGAAAAAUAGUAAUACUCAUAGAUGUGAUGAGGAAACAAAUGUGGAGCUAACACUAAGUAUUGGACCUAGCAAUAGUAAAAAAAGAUUGAAAAGUCAUAAUAAAGAAAAGGAGAUAAGUUUUUCUACUUCAACAAAGUUUGAAGAUUGUGGUGAUGCUACUUCAAGUGUUAUAUUCAACAAAGAAAGUGCCCCUCAAGCUUAUUGGUUUUCCCAAGAUCUUAGUUUAAAUAGGAGAUCAUAGGUUGUAUUAACUUCAAUUUCAUUCUUUUGUAGUUAUUAUAUGGAAGGCUAGUUUGUAAUUCCUUUCAAAAUCUUCAAUGUGCUUUUUUUUUUUUUUGUCAAUUUUCAUACUUGUAUAUUUUCACUUUUUUGUGUGUCAAUAUUUUCAUAAUAAAUAGGUUAGAAUAUUGUCACACAAGUGGUUGAAAAGUUGUUUGAGAAAGAUCUUCAA